AACAAGUCCAAACCUCUAUCGAAACAUUGCAAGAACUUCAGUAUUGGUGCCACAAUCCAAGCGAGUGGACGUGCGUUCAAUCCGAGGAUGUGCAAAGUGUCUCAACGAAUGCAUCACUAGCCGCAAAUUGAUCUGUACCCAGCGAAUCGAAUACUGUUCAUCGACCUUCAGCUGUUUCUGUCACCGGCUCGCGGAGAUGUGAAAUACGCGAGGUCAAGAUCAAGCAGGUGAAGUGACUGACCCAUUUGCCAAACAUCACCCGUGAAUAAUGACAUUACCAGCAGAUAUUCGUUUUCGCCUCGACAGAGCCAACUCGGAAGAUGGGAGGGACUCAUUUUGAUAUGUUGCAGUCCAGUCUCCGAUGAACUUGUGAAUUCAGUGAUCUUAAUAGCUUCUUAACAUUGUGAGAAAAUGGCACUUAAUCAUGCUCUCGGUGCUGUCAUCGUAUUAACUUGCUUUCUUUGUUAUUACAAUAGUUACUAUUGCGGUUUCGUAUUUGACGAUAUCAGUGCCAUCAAAGAGAAUCGGGAUCUGAGACCACAUUCUCCGUUGAUGAAUAUUUUCGUCAAUGACUUUUGGGGUACCCCAAUGCACAAGGAACAAAGCCACAAAUCGUAUCGACCGCUGUGCGUUCUAACGUUCAGAUGGAACUAUUUGCUUUGGCAAUUAGAGCCGAUGGGAUACCAUCUGGUGAACAUGCUUCUCCACUCUGUGGUCUGUCUGAUGUAUUUCAGGUAACGGGAGUUGUUGGAAGAGCGGAAACACUUUCAUCGGUCUUCUUUCUGGCAGCUUUCAUCCUAUACAGCAAGGCGACCAGGAGUAAAAAGUAUACAGGGAACCUCGAUGAUGGUACUACCCUUCAUUCCAGCCUCGAAUCUCUUUUUUCCUGUAGGUUUCGUCGUAGCAGAAAGAGUCCUCUACAUGCCCUCCAUGGGCUUCUGUAUGCUGGUAGGAUACGGUUUUCACCUUUUGUCUCAAACUAAAGGAAAACAGCUGGUUUACCUGUUCCUCUGCCUGCUUCUUUUGUGCCACGGCAGCAAGACGUACUUGAGAAAUUGGGACUGGGAAAACGAGUAUACAAUAUUCAUGUCGGGACUCAGGGUCAACCAGAAAAACGCUAAGUUGUUCAAUAAUGUAGGGCAUGCCUUGGAAAGUCAGGGAAAUUUUCAGGAGGCGCUGAAGUUUUUCAAGACUGCCGUUAGCGUUCAAGAAGAUGACGUUGGAGCUCACAUCAACGUAGGCCGCACCUACAACCAUCUCAAGAUGUUCAAAGAAGCCGAAGAGGCCUACUUGAAGGCGAAAUCUCUCCUCCCGAAGGCAAAGCCGGGGGAGUCAUAUCAAGCGAGAAUAGCCCCGAAUCACUUAAACGUUUUCCUGAACUUGGCCAACUUGAUCUCGAAAAACUCUACCCGGCUGGAAGAAGCGGAUAUGUUGUACCGACAGGCGAUUAGUAUGAGGGCAGAUUACACUCAAGCAUAUAUUAACAGAGGGGAUAUAUUGAUAAAGCUGAACAGGACAAAGGAAGCACAAGAGGUUUACGAAAGAGCUCUUUUGUAUGAUAGCAACAAUCCGGAUAUUUAUUACAAUCUCGGUGUAGUUUUUCUGGAACAAGGCAAAGCCUCUCAAGCCCUUGCCUACCUAGACAAGGCCCUGGAAUUCGAUCCUGAGCAUGAGCAAGCACUCCUGAACUCAGCCAUCCUCCUGCAAGAGUUUGGAAGACCAGAACUGCGAAAAAUCGCCAAGGAACGCCUCCUGAAGCUAUUAGGCAAGGACCCUGACAACGAGAGGGUGCACUUCAACCUGGGGAUGCUCGCCAUGGAUGAGAAGGACAUUCAGGAGGCCGAACACUGGUUCAGGCGGGCUGUCCAUCUGAAGGCAGACUUCCGUAGCGCCCUCUUCAAUCUGGCUUUGCUGCUGGCCGAUGAUCAGCGCCCCCUGGAGGCAGCGCCUUUUUUGAAUCAGCUCGUCAAGUAUCAUCCGGACCACGUCAAGGGGUUGAUUCUACUCGGGGAUAUUUAUAUAAAUAACAUCAAAGACUUGGAUGCUGCUGAAAAUUGCUACCGAAGAAUCUUAGAGCUAGACCCCGAAAAUAUACAAGGUCUUCAUAACCUCUGCGUGGUUCACGUAGAAAGAGGCAAACUCUUGGAAGCCCAAUCCUGCUUACUGGAAGCCCACAAACUAGCUCCCGCAGAAGACUAUGUCUUAAAACAUCUCCAUAUCGUCCAAAACCGCAUCUCAAAAAUAUCUCUGGACUCCAGGGAUCACACCGAGUCAGACGCAAGUCCAAAGGAGAAAAGCAAAGUCGUUUCUAAUAAGAGCAUCGAUGAAACCGACAAGGAGACAAAACCGGUAGUGUCUGGUGACUCAGAAGAGCAGAGAUAUAGCAGCAGAGUAGUGAAUACUGAACCGAUGUUCGUGAAGAACGUAGACAGUAUCGAUUACGUGGAUUACUCGGUGAAUGAAGCGCCAUUUGUGGAAAGUUCCGACUCCAAUAGAAGCGAAUGGGGAGAUAUCGGCACCGACAGGGAUGACCCGUCUUCUGGCAUGUCCUAAAAACCCUCGUUGAAUCUUAAAAAUUCGUUGUAUAAAAAUCUCGAUUGAGAAAUUUUUAUACCAGCCACUAGGUGUAGUGUUCAUUCUGUGAUACUCAGAAUAAUCGUUUUAAUUUAUAUUUUUAUCCUUAUUCUGAAUAAGUCUACUUUAACUUUUAUAUUAACAGCAUGCAAAAACUACACUAACGUGACUUAAGGUUCACAAUCAUUUUAAUUUUUUAUGUAAAAAUAGUGUCUAUAUUAUGAAAUGAGAAGAGAUUCUGUAUUUUUGUGACUAUCACGAAAACAGGAGAAAGAUGAUCAAAUCAAGAAUCUGGAAUCGGAAUCUACUGACUUUGUGAAGUCAUUUUAUGAAUUGAUGGUCCACAGAUUGAUCAGCUGUCUCCUCGGAAUAUUAUUUUUUGUUGAAUUCGUUUGUGAUCAAUUUGUGAUUAAAUAGGCUAUUUUUGUGAAAAUAUUUCGAGGCUUCAUUUGAAUUUAGGUUCAAUUUUUAUAUUUUGAACAUUUUAGCAUACCUGUGCUUACUAUACGUUUUGAGUAUACUGUAGAGAAGGAGUACCUAUGUUGAACUGAGUCAACAGCAUUUUUUGUAGCGAAUAUUUACUUAUGAAGCUUGGCAUUCGCGAUUCUUCAUACGGAAAUGGUGAUGACGAAUCAAUGAAGUUUUGGUAAUUACUGAAAAAAAAAUUCAAUGUUUUUUGUCUCAUGUGUGACAUUC
Molecule: messenger RNA, 3270 nt
Organism: Leptinotarsa decemlineata (Colorado potato beetle)
Lineage: Eukaryota; Metazoa; Arthropoda; Insecta; Coleoptera; Chrysomelidae
Product: protein O-mannosyl-transferase Tmtc3
Biological process (GO): protein O-linked glycosylation via mannose
Cellular component (GO): endoplasmic reticulum
Molecular function (GO): protein binding; mannosyltransferase activity
Source: RefSeq, a predicted model, not a curated record